AUGCCCUGCAACAAUGAAGUUGCCCAGUGGAGAAUCAAAUAUGAGACGGACGCCAUUCAGCGCACAGAGGAACUGGAAGAGGCCAAGAAAAAACUUGCUCAGCGCCUGCAAGAAGCUGAGGAGCAGGCUGAAGCUGUGAAUUCUAAAUGUGCUUCACUGGAAAAGACUAAGCAGAGGCUCCAAGACGAAGUGGAGAACCUGAUGAUUGAUGUUGAGAGAGAAAAUUCACUGGCAGGUGCUCUUGACAAGAAACAGAGGAACUUUGACAAGGACACCAGCACUCACCUGGAGAGGAUGAAGAAGAACCUGGACCAGAUGGUGAAGGAACUGCAGCUCUGUCUGGAUGAGGCAGAGCAGCUGUCACUGAAGGAUGGCAAGAAGCAGCUUCAGAAGUUGGAGUCCAGGAUCCAAGAGCUCGAGUCCGAGCUGGAAGGAGAGCCAAAACGAGCUGCAGAUGCCAUCAAAGGCAUUUGGAAAUAUGAAUGGCGCAUCAAGGAGCUGACUUUCCAGGCAGGUGCAAAAGAGAAAAUCCACCUGAAAUGUUUUUUUCUCAUCAAAAACGUAAAGGUAACCUUCAUGGUCUCUUUUUAAUAGGGUGAAGAGGACAAAAAGAAUGUGCUGAGGUUACAGGACUUGGUGGAUAAACUUCAGUUGAAAGUCAAAUCCUACAAGAGACAAGUUGAGGAGGCUGUGAGUCAUUUAACAGGAACAAACAUUCAUUUACAAUUUGCUGAGAUGCCCACUUCAGCUCUGAUACUCGAUUCCAGGAUGUCACUUCUCCUUGGGCUUAGUUCCUUUUGUGUUUUGGUUACAGGAUGCACAAGUCAAUGUUCACCUCUCCAAAUUCAGGAAAGUACAACAUGAGCUGAAGG
Molecule: messenger RNA, 872 nt
Organism: Terrapene triunguis (Three-toed box turtle)
Lineage: Eukaryota; Metazoa; Chordata; Testudines; Emydidae
Product: myosin heavy chain, skeletal muscle-like
Exons: 4
Coding region: 1-591 (196 amino acids)
Cellular component (GO): myosin complex
Source: RefSeq, a predicted model, not a curated record